This is a messenger RNA of Glycine soja, 1249 nucleotides long. RefSeq names its product WUSCHEL-related homeobox 13-like. The transcript has 3 exons. Bases 69 to 914 code for a protein of 281 amino acids. Gene Ontology annotation, molecular function: DNA binding; DNA-binding transcription factor activity. The record is from RefSeq and is a predicted model, not a curated record. NCBI's taxonomy places the organism in Eukaryota, Viridiplantae, Streptophyta, Magnoliopsida, Fabales, Fabaceae.
UGACAACCUUUGCUGACAUCUCUCUUUCUCUCUCUCAUCAUUAUAAUUCACAAUCAUCAAAGAGAGAGAUGGUGAACGUGGUGGAAUUGCAGAAACAGUUGCAGAGUGGGAAUGUGAAUGUUGAUGCCAACGGGGAACUCAUGUAUGUCAAGGUCAUGACCGAUGAACAGUUGGAAACUCUGAGGAAGCAAAUAGCAGUUUAUGGCACCAUUUGUGAGCAACUUAUUGAGAUGCACAGAACACUCUCAGCUCAACAGGAUCUUGCAGGGGUUAGAUUGGGAAACAUAUACUGUGACCCAUUGAUGACAUCUGGUGGGCACAAAAUAACAUCAAGACAAAGGUGGACACCUACACCUGUGCAGCUUCAAAUUCUUGAACGUAUAUUUGAUCAAGGGAAUGGAACUCCAAGCAAGGAAAAAAUCAAGGAAAUCACUGCUGAACUGGGCCAGCAUGGCCAAAUUUCUGAAACAAAUGUGUAUAAUUGGUUUCAGAAUAGGCGUGCUCGAUCCAAAAGAAAGCUGCAAAAUGUGGCUGCUUAUAGCAACACUGAAUCAGAAGUGGAGACUGAGGUUGAUUCUAAGGAUAAGAAGACAAAAGCUGAGGAAGAGUUUCAGUCCCAACAUAAUAAUAACAUAAGUACAACUUCUGGAGGGGCUGAAAAGUUGUGCUUCCAGAACCCUCAAGUACACUCUGAUUACUUGCAGUACUUGAACCCUGCAGAUUCCAACAAACCAUAUUCCAUGUUCCAAACAGAAGACAAUCUGAAAUCCACAAGAAAUUUGAGUCAUGUGUCUGUUUUCAAUGAGGUGCUGUCAAACUCAAGGAGUGAGCAUGUAGGUGGGAAAAUGGAAGUUGGUGGGAGUGUGAGCUACAAUUUAUUCCACCAAACAGGACACUUCAAUCUAGCGGGUUAAGAUCUUACUUUUAGUGUGAGCUGUAAAGAAUCGUGAGUGUGCUGGUUGGCUUGUGUUAAUGUUUAUGAUAGAUUAUACUGAAACAAUAUAAUCAGAACUUAAUGUAAUAUUUACUGGAAAAACUAUCAAUAGAAUAGCACAAAAAUGUUACUUCAUACUGUGAAGUUGGCUUCUUGGUAACAAGUUCACUAUUUUCUACCGUCACAACUUUUUUGCAACCCUAUUUUAAAGGGAGUAUUAGUUUAUUACCUCCCUAUAUUAUGUAUACUCAUUGUCUUGUCUGUAUCACGCUAUUCAGUAUUUAUAAUUUACUAUAUGAUCACGUUGAGCUUUAA